Paramecium octaurelia is the source of this 2635-nucleotide messenger RNA. Lineage: Eukaryota; Ciliophora; Oligohymenophorea; Peniculida; Parameciidae. The record is from the annotation of a GenBank genome assembly.
AUGACAUUGAUUAUAUAAUCCACCAUUGUGUCGAUAUAUAAUGGUGUUACGUAAACUUAGUAAAGUUACUUUUUACUUUUGGAUAUACUCUUAUUUUUGGGAUAAUAUGGGUAAAACUUAAAGUUGAUUCUAUUAAUUGGUAGUAUAUGUUUGUCGAAUGAAUUGCUAAUUGCUGAUGAAGAUGUAAAUUUUAUAUUAAUGUAGAUUAAAUGUUAUUAUAUGAGCAUGCGAUUUGUUCUUAGUGCCAAUGUACUAUUGGAAAAACAAAAAUCUAUUUACUUUUUAAGCUGCCUCUUUUAUUUACUUUUCAGGUCCUUUUUAUACUUAUAACCAUUGUCGUAUUUGACUAUCUUUGGAUAUUUAAUGAUUUUGAUCUAAUGUAAAGUUUUGAAUAAUGCAAAGGUCUUUCUCAAAAUACAGGUGAUGGAAAAUCUAAGAAUUACCAGACACAAUAAAUUUUUGAGUUUUUCAAAGCCAGUCUCCCUCUUCCUCUUUGUAUAAUUCAAAAUAAUUGUAUGUGAUUUUGCUAUUCCUAGAAUUUUUAUUUAAAACUGAUUAGUUUAUAACUGAAUACCUUGAAAUCACUCCUUAGAUUAUAAGACUGAUAUCUUCAGAACAUAAUAAAGACAGCAUAACCAAUUAUAUAUCAAAUAGGAGAGCAAAUACCAAUAAAUCAUUCAUGUAUGAAGCAAGAAGGAGAUUGAAUAAUUGCAACGUCUUGUAAAAUGAUAGUCAAGUUGAAUUCUAUUGCAAUGUUAAAAACUACUUUCCUGUGGAUAUAGAAGUUGCAGAAAUAAUUUGGGAAGAAUAACCAGCUACAAUGCUUGUUUUUUAAACUUAAGAAUAGCGAUAAGAUAAGAAUUAGAUUAACGAUUUAAAGUAGAAGGAUUAGUAUAAAGAUGAGAUGUUGGCUAGUGUAUCGCAUGAUUUCAAAACUCCAAUCAAUGGGAUAGUCGCUAUUGUGCAAUUUUUAGAAUCGUAAGCAUUUUACAUUUUAUUUAAGGAUUGUAGUUGACCAAAACGAGCUUAAUUACUUAAAAAUAUUAAAGAAAUGGGCUUAACUAUUGUUAUUCAUGAUUAGCGACAUUUUGGACUUCUCUAGAAUUCAAAAUAAUACUCUUAGAUUAACUAACACUACUUUUUAUAUCUAAGUUAUUGUCUAAGAGAUUAUUGAUUUGAUAUCUUUAUAAGCCAGUCAGAAGGGAAUUUUAGUGGAAAAAAAAAUAACCUUUGGAGAUAGAAUGAUGUAUUCAGAUCCCAAUAGAAUUAAAUAGAUUUUAUUAAAUCUAUUAAGCAAUUCCCUAAAAUUUACUUAGAAAGGUAAAAUAAGUAUCUUGGUUGAUUAUAAAAAUACAGAAUUAGACAGCUAAUUUAAAAUCAUCACAAUCAGUGUUUCAGAUACAGGAGUAGGUAUCCCAGAUAAUAUUAAACCAAAGUUGUUCUAAAUGUAUGGUACUUUUGACUUCACUAAUAAUGGGUCAAACAAACAUGGUAUUGGAUUAGGAUUGGUUAUAUGCAAAAAACUAGUUGGAUUGUUGGGUCCAUCUGAUAAAAUUGAAUUGAAAAGUUAAGUUGGAGUUGGAUCAACUUUUAGUUUUGAUGUAUAUAUCGAUAUUGAUUAAAGAAAUACUGUUUCUAAACAAUAUUAAAAAGAAAUGACUAAUAUUUAUAAGUAAGAUACUAAAUAAAGUUUAUGUGAUCAUCAAAAUACUAAUUUACUUAUAACUUCCUAAUUCACUAUCUUCAAUUAAACAAUACAUUAACCAACUAUCAACAACAAUUUGAGUGGGAUGACCAAAAAGCUCAAUAAAAAAUCCAUAUCAACUUUAUAGGAAAUUAACGAUAAGAAGUCUCACAAAGCAUUAUAAUUUCGAACCUUAAAUCCAAAAAAACCAAAGAAAAAAUCUUUACUCCAAAGGGAAAAUUCCAUUAAUAAUGUUUCCCUAAAUCUAGAGGAUUCUGACAAUUCCAAAACAAGAAAUAUUGAAUAUUAUUUGGAGUUCCAUAACGAUAUUACUUAUGCAACGUAAAUAUUUAAAAACCAAAGAUAAAUUGAAAUGAAUAACAGUCCUAUAAAUACUCCGUUUUAUUAGAAUGAAAGUUCUGAGUCUCCAGUUAUGCAUAUAAGACAGCGUAAACCAUUGUAAUUCACUGAAUCCAUUGAGGAUAUGAUGAGAAUCCUAUUUCCAGAACCUUGUACAAUUUUAGUUGUUGAUGAUUCACCAGUUAACGUAUUUGCAUUCAGAUUAAUCAUGCAAAAAUACGAUUUCAUAACUAUUGAAGAAGCAUACAAUGGUGAAUAGGCUCUUUAGAAAAUUAGGAUGAAUAUACAAAAUGAUAGGAAGUAUCAAUUCAUUUUCAUGGAUUUAACAAUGCCUAUCAUGAAUGGAUACGAAGCUACUGAAUAGAUUCGAAUUAUGGUAUCAUAUUUUAAGUUAUUUUUAUGUGAUUCUAGGAGAAGGAUAAUUUAAUAGAAAAAAGUUUCAUAAUUGCCCUGACAGGAUAUGACGAUCUCAAGGAGAAAGAGAAAUGUUAAUAAAAAGGCUUUGAUGCAUUUGUGUCUAAACCUAUCAAAAUUAUUGACAUUAUCUCUGUAGUUAAUGAAGUAAAAAAUAUUAAAGACCCUUAAAUUUGA